AUGGGUCUGAGAAGAUUCCCGAUGGUCGGAAGAAGGGAAGACUUUUGCGAUUGGAAGAAAGGUGAGGGUAUUUCAGCGGCCAAAAAGACAGUCGAACCGGUAUAUCCGCCUAGAGGGCAACCAACCGGCCCUUUAUCAACCAAACAGAGACAAUGAUUUUUGAGACAUUCACUUGACAUAUGUAGGAAACGAGUAGAUAUACGAAAAGAAGUGUAAAGAUCCGAUUUGAUUCGAGUGCGUGUGAGUGUGGAGUAGUGGACAAAUUCCAAGAUUACAGCGAAGAAAGACAAAGCGGCCAGGGAGUGUGUCCGGAGGAAUAAAUUGUAAAUUCAACCGACUCGAGUGAGUGCACUAGGCUUUACACAUUUAAACACAACUCACGCGUUGCGUCGUGCACUUGAUCGCCGACGUUGGCUCGGCGCCAGAAAUCGCCACACCUUUUGAUGGAUCUCCGAAGAGGUUGUGGGCAAGUAAAGAACUCAACAAGCCCGGGAGAAGCAGUUUACUUUAUAAACCUCGAAAAUUAAGCAAAAUCAAUUUUCAACCUCUAGGAGGUAGAGCUGAAGAGAUAAAAACACCUCUCAACCUCCGGGCGGUUGUACUGACUUCAAUUUAGGAAGAUUCGGGAGGAGGGAUUGGCGGUCUUUCAAAAAAGUCUGCCCAUGUAUGGAGACGUUACAGUCUUUUGAAGCGUUAAAAAGAUUGAAAUCGUAUGAUUUCUUCUGCGUUUUCAACCAACCUACUAAAGAAGUAAUCUUAUUGAAAACUUAAAAAUUUACUAAAAUGAAAAAAAAUAUCUGAUAAAGUUCCUUGAAAACUUAAAUUCCCUAACAUAUGAACUGUAUAGACAAAAAAAUUAAAUCAAGAAAUAUACUUGAAAAAUUGGUCCCACUAAAAAAAGCACUUUUUCCUGCGUACUUUCAGUUCUCAGCUGAUAGUAAAUUCAAGGAAAAAUUUUUCAUGAGUCAUCGAGAAAGAGAAAGUAAAUUUUUUUAGAAAUUUGUAGCCCAAAUUUUUCGGUAGAAUACGAAGCUAGAAAAAAACCCGAAAUAUUUAAAAAAAAAACCCCUUUUGUAGCCUUGGAACUUCAGCUUUUUCAAACUCCAAAUCCAUCGAAGAAUCUGACUUCGACCCCUCAAGAAAAAAAUCUAUUCACCAGACAACCUGGUGAGACACAUGAGCCAGUGUUUACGCAUGAUUUGGCGAACUCUGAGCUGUGGAGAGAUAAUAAAACGCAUGGAUCAGCUGCUCAACUUCUUUUUGAAACAGAAACUGAAACGUGGAAAUGAGGAGGAGGAGGCGAUUUUGAAAUCUUUACAAUAAGAGUUGACAAAAUCACACUGGAAUUAGAAUUCUAUGAGCCUAAGUUUUUUUUUCAAUAAAUACAUUGAAAUUUUCCGCUUUGGAAAAACUGAAAAUGUCGAUAGACUUAUAAAAAGAUUUGUUAGAUUCAGUCUAAGAAGUCUAUUUUGAAGUCUGUGUUAGUCCUUACACAUUUUUGUGUCUUUAAAAAACCUUCCAAGCUUUUUGAGCUAUCUAAUUUCCCUUUCAAGAUAAUUUGAACACAGUUAGAGAAGCACAUUGUGCAAAAACAAGCUCUCCUACAGUAACCAAUCAACUUUCGAGGUAAUCUAACGAUGAAAAGAGCAUGCCUUCUCUACCGUAGGAAACACUACAACCUCUGAGAAAUGAUUCCAGCAAGUGUCUACGGGAUUGAUGGCGAGUUUACAGCAGUCAAGCGCGUACUUCGAAACUGAGGAAAAGUGCAAUUGGCCGGCGGCCAACCAGUUGUGCGAUGGAGCAACUGUCGCGGGCUGCCACGGCUCAUGCCCGACUACCAGCUCCUUUGUCUCAUCGCCUGGUUACCCGCAGUGA
Messenger RNA from Caenorhabditis auriculariae, 1875 nucleotides. The record is from the annotation of a GenBank genome assembly. NCBI's taxonomy places the organism in Eukaryota, Metazoa, Nematoda, Chromadorea, Rhabditida, Rhabditidae.